Lotus japonicus is the source of this 3242-nucleotide messenger RNA. RefSeq names its product transcription factor PIF3-like. The record is from RefSeq and is a predicted model, not a curated record. The transcript is spliced from 9 exons. Gene Ontology annotation, biological process: regulation of DNA-templated transcription. Gene Ontology annotation, molecular function: DNA-binding transcription factor activity; protein dimerization activity. NCBI's taxonomy places the organism in Eukaryota, Viridiplantae, Streptophyta, Magnoliopsida, Fabales, Fabaceae. The coding region runs from base 684 to 2876 and encodes 730 amino acids.
CAUGAAGACAUGUUAUGACUAACCAUGGUUUAGUUUUCUACAAAACUAGAAACCCCUGAGUUUCUCUCCCACUAUCUCUGUUCCUGUCCCUUUUGUCUGUGCGUGCGUUUUGGCAUUGGUUCGCUGCAAUUUCUGCAAGCCUUUCGCCGCCUUCUACGUCCAUUUGGGUCUGAAAUUUUGUGUCUUUCUCUUUCUCUUUCUCCAAGAUACACUCUCUCUGAAGCCUAAAAAGAUUGCUUUUUGAUAACUUCUCUGGUGGUAGGUGAAUUUGGGAAUGAUCACUCCCACUCAAGUUCCAGUUUCCUUGCAUUUGGAUUAGGAAAAGCCUUCUGGGUCUGAAAGAGCUUCCUGAAAUUUUGCAUCUUUUUUGGUGCCCAUUUGAGAAGUGGUCACUGGGUUUCAACCUGUGUAGUUAUUGCAGCUACAUGUGUUUUUCCCUUGAUCUCAGCCGAGAAUUAGUGUCACUAUUGUCAAUGGAACCAGUUUUAGAAAUAAGAUCGAAUCUUUAAAAGGUUUCCCCUUACUUUACUUGGCAAGGUUUCUAUUCUUCUUCCAUGUCCUCAAACUUUCUCAGAAGAGCAUGUUUGAAAGCAGCAACAUUUGGAGGCUAAGUGCCUUGGUUUGAUUUGAGGCAUUUCUGAGUUAUUUUUGGUUCUGUUGGUGGAUUGAUUGAUUGAUUCAUCAUGCCUCUAUAUGAGUUAUUCCGGCUGGCUAGAGAUAAGCUUGAUAAAGAGAUCAACAACACACGUGUAGCUGAACAACCAUCCUCGCCUGAGGAUGAUUUUUUUGAGCUGGUUUGGGAGGGUGGUCAAAUUUCUAGCCAGGGACAGUCCAGUAGAUCUAGAAGGAGCCCAUCUUCCAGGAGUUUGCCAUCUCAUUGCAUACCAUCUCACAGUCCCAAAGGUCGAGAAAAAGAUGCAGGUAUAGGAUAUGGUAACAACACAAAGAUGGGAAAGUUUGGGGAUUUAGACCCUGAAUUGAAUGAGAUUCCAAUGUCAGUGUCGUCGCGUGAAGUGGGUUUGAAUCAAGAUGAAGAAUUGAUGCCUUGGUUGGAUUAUUCAAUGGAUGGCUCUUUGCAACAUGAAUAUGGUUCUGAUUUCUUACAUGAAUUAUCUGGGGUCACGGAACAUGACCUCACCGCCUCCAAUAAUUAUACUCUAUUGGAUAAAAGAAGUACUGGAAAUCAGGUAUUUAGGGAACCUUAUAAAAAUGCUGCGGAAUCAGGGAAUGUUUCUAAGGGUUCUUCAGCUGAACAGGUUGAGAAUGCUAGACCUAAAGCUAACACCACCCAGUUAUACCCUCCAUCAUUAGUAGCAUCCAGAGCAUCAGAAAUAACUGAAAAUAACAACACAAGUAACAUGAGCCAGAAUGUGCCUUAUGGUGAAAUUGCUCAGAUUCCAUCUUCCUCAAGUGAUUUUUCUAGCUUGAAGGUGCAGAGACAAGAUCAUGUAAUGCCUCCAAACAAUGGUUCCGCGGUAAUGAAUUUCUCCCAUUUUGCAAGGCCUGCUGCUAUCGUUAGAGCCAAUCUUCAGAACAUUAGCUUGAAGUCCGGUUCAUCUUCAGCGAGAUCAGACAGUGUGGGAGUUAAGAAUAAAGGUGCUGCUUCAACUAGCUUCAAUCCUCCUGAAUCAACUCUCGUUGAUUCAAAUGGCGAAUGUCCAAAGGAAUUAACCAUGCACAGCCAGAAGGUUGUUGCACAAUCCAAGGCUGAUUUGAAACCUUUGCUGCCAAAAUCUCUUGAACAGAAUGCUGUAGUUUCUAAACAGACAGAACCUGCUUGCAAAGAGAGUGCUGUUAAGACUGAUCAAACUUCCAAACAAGUUAUUGCUGAAAAUGGUGCUAAAGGACCGACGGCUGCUGAAAGAAGUGCGGAGCCAGCAGUAGCCUCUUCCUCUGUUUGCUCUGGCAAUGGUAUAGACAGAUGUUCAAAUGAUCCAAAUCAAAAUUUGAAGCGGAAAAGUAGAGACACUGAGGACUCAGAGUAUCAUAGUGAAAAAGCAUUUUACUUGAAGGAUGCUGAAGAAGAAUCAGUGGGUGUUAAAAAGGCAUCUGCUGGACGAGGUACCGGUUCCAAGAGAAGCCGUGCAGCUGAAGUGCAUAAUCUAUCUGAAAGGAGACGAAGAGACAGGAUCAACGAGAAGAUGCGUGCAUUGCAAGAACUCAUACCAAAUUGCAAUAAGGUGGAUAAAGCUUCUAUGCUGGAUGAGGCAAUUGAGUAUCUUAAAACACUUCAGCUCCAAGUUCAAAUGAUGUCAAUGGGAGCUGGUUUUUAUAUGCAUCCAAUGAUGUUACCUGGAGGAAUGCAGCACAUGCAUACACCGCAUAUGGCUCCAUUUUCACCUAUGGGUGUUGGCAUGCACAUGGGGUUGGGUAUGGGUUUUGGGAUGGGAAUGCCUGACAUGAAUGGUGGAUCUUCUAGAUUCCCAAUGAUUCAGGUCCCCCAAAUGCACGGAACUCAUGUCCCUGUUGCGCAUAUGUCUGGACCAACUGCUUUACAUGGGAUGGCCAGAUCAAAUUCUCCAGGGUUUGGGCUUCCAGGUCAGGGACUUCCCAUGCAAAUGCCACAUGCUCCCGGAUUUCCUUUUCAAGGAGGGCCACUUAUGAACUCAUCAGCUCCGGUUCUGCAUGCAUGUGGGCCAGCAGGACUUGUUGGAACCGGGGAUUCAGCUUCAGCAUCUGGCUUAAAGGAUCCAAUGCCAAAUGUCGACUCACAAGUUAAGCAAAGCACCGGCAGCCGUGACACAACAAGUCAGAUGCCUCACCAGUGCGAAACAGCAACUGUUGGAUUUGAACAGUCAGCUUUGGUGCACAAUAGUGGUCAGGCCUCUUUGGCUAAUGACAGUGGCGCUGUUAAUGGCAAACAAGGUUAUGAUUGACACUCAUCAUUGACUGUGCCUAUCAGGAGAAUCCAGCUUUCCAGAAAUGUGAGUCCAAAAUCUCUUGUUUCUCAUCAUGGCAAGUUCAAUGCAGAUCACUACAGAGGAUAUUUCAGAGUCAUUGAGGAUGAAACCAUUAGAAUCCCUAAUUUAUGGAGUUAGAAAAUUGCACAGAUUUUGGGACACGUCACUCCUUUGUACAUCCACUUAGCAAACUGUUCAAUCAAUUAUCACAAAAAAUUUAUAUAUCUUAAAAAAAUAUGCAUUUAAAAUAUUUCAUUCAGAUCUUCCACAGUGAUUCUUUGUAUCAAUGAAAUAAUAUAUAUAUUUUUUCCUUGGCAAUUUACUCUCUCUCUCUCUCUCUUA